AUGGCUAGUGGCGGCGACGACCUUGGCGAGGCAGGCGUGGGGCUGGAGACCCGCCGCGUCCACGACUGGGUUCCCGAGGGGAUGGAAUUGCGGUUUGCUUUCUUGGUGAACAUUAGAAGGGAGCGAUUCAUUGUGGAUGCAAAGGAUCAAAAGAAAUUCCAAGGAGGGUUUGAUUAUCGGUUGCCAAUGGAUUGUAAUUGGAAUUUUAGACAAUUUGGCGAGGUAAUUUGCGGCCCAUAUCCUUGGGGUAUGCAUGAUGAAGUGGAAUUCAAAUACUACGAUGGGGGAAUUGAUUGGGUGAAAGUUAGUAAUGAUGAAGAGCUCGCUACCAUGUUUGCUAAGCAUAAGGAGAAAGAGCAAUUUCAUGUGAGGCUGCAAAAUGAUGUGGUUGUGCCGGCAGUUGGAACUUCUCGGACAGAUUCAUGUCGUCGUAAUGGCAGCUCUAGCCAGAACAGUUCAGUUAGGGGAGCUUCAGUUAGUGCACGGCGACGUGGUGGCUCGUCAAACAUGGGCACCGGCAGUAGGGUCCCAAGAGAAGUGGAGCCUGAAUACAUCGAUGAUGAAGAGAGGCUAUAUUCUGAUGUUGUGCAGAAUUUACGACGGCCAUGUCGGGCUGAAAACCGAGAUGAGUGUGACAAUGAGGCUUUUGUGAUUGAUAAUGAGGAGGUUGAGGACGAAGACCUUCCAGCUAUUGAAUGGGACCCUGCAAACUCUCAGAUGGAAGAAGGUACCAUCUUUGCAUCCAUGAGUGAGUGUAGAAAUGCACUUGUGACAUACUGCAUCAGGGCAGAGCGUACAUUUGAAGUUGACAAGAGCGACAGAGUACGUUACAGAGUGCACUGUCCGACUGAAGAUUGUCCAUGGAGGAUGCACGCGUCUAAAAUGCGAAAUAGCACGAAUGUUCAAGUCAAAGUGAACCCUUUUAGGCACACAUGCCUGGAAUCAACCCUGAGGAAGGAAACAAUCAGUAGAGCCAAGUCAAGAUGGGUGGCUGAAGAAGUAAAACGGUGGGUGACAGAAGACCAUCAAGUGGGUACAAAGGAGUUGCAGAAGAAGCUCAAAGAAAAGUUCAAGAUAGAGGGUGAAGUGGAGAAGACCAGCCCGGGUAGUAUUGUAGAUAUUGAUCACCACACCGUGGAGUACACGUUGAGGGGAAUGACAAUGACCAAAGAGUGCUUUAGAAGGGGAGGUUUAAAGGACGAUGCUUGCAAGGGUUUAGAAGUAGCCGUGGACAAUGUGUUCCCUGGAGUAGAGCAUAGGGAAUGCAUGCGUCACCUUGCUGCAAAUUUUGGGAAGAAAUUCAAAGGAAAGGUGUAUGCCGACAAUUUAUGGCCAGCAUCUUUGACUUGCAGUGUGAAGAAGCACAACUAUCACAUGAGGCAGUUAUACAAAAAUGACAAAGUGAAGGAAUACUUGGAAACACACCACUCCAAGUUAUGGGCCAGAAGCCAAUUCAGUGAAGUGAGCAAAGUUGACUAUGUGCAUAAUAAUCUUGCAGAGUCUUUCAACUCAACGAUCCGAAAACUAAAGGGUCUUUAUUUGGCGGAUUUGCUUGACAAGAUAAGGGUAGAAUACGUGCAGAAAUUUCUUGUUCGAGCAGGAAUAGCCGAGGCAAAAUUCAUGGGACACAUUAUAAUCCCUUCCGUGAUGAAUGAAUUGAAGCGAGAAAACAAGAGGCUUGGAAAUGGACAUGACUCGUUGCUCAGCUACGACGGCAGAGGUAUCAUUUUUGGAUAA
Lolium rigidum is the source of this 1737-nucleotide messenger RNA. RefSeq lists its product as uncharacterized. Gene Ontology annotation, molecular function: DNA binding; transposase activity. Bases 1 to 1737 code for a protein of 578 amino acids. The transcript is spliced from 5 exons. The record is from RefSeq and is a predicted model, not a curated record. Gene Ontology annotation, biological process: DNA transposition. NCBI's taxonomy places the organism in Eukaryota, Viridiplantae, Streptophyta, Magnoliopsida, Poales, Poaceae.